Molecule: messenger RNA, 6574 nt
Organism: Myripristis murdjan (pinecone soldierfish)
Lineage: Eukaryota; Metazoa; Chordata; Actinopteri; Holocentriformes; Holocentridae
Gene: slc4a2b
Product: solute carrier family 4 member 2b
Exons: 23
Coding region: 338-4096 (1252 amino acids)
Biological process (GO): bicarbonate transport; monoatomic anion transport; transmembrane transport
Cellular component (GO): plasma membrane; basolateral plasma membrane; apical plasma membrane
Molecular function (GO): monoatomic anion transmembrane transporter activity; solute:inorganic anion antiporter activity
Source: RefSeq, a predicted model, not a curated record
UUAGUCUGAGAGAGCACUUGGCUCAGCAAGAGGCUGAACAGCACACGAUUGGCCAAGGCGCACUCUCUACAUCUCUAACUCUCUCUCCUUUUGUCUCUCUGCCUCUCUUUCUCUCUCUGUUUGUUUUUGUCCUGCACUCUGACCAGCCCCUGGUCUCUCUUUGCAGCAGAGUUCAGAUUUGCACUACAAUGUCCGCGGUGGCUUCUCUGCAGUAAGCACUCAAAGGUUAUGCUGCCCAAAAGCUGUCUGAGUCCCAGUGAGAAAGAGAAGGGCUAAAGCCACAUAUUUCUUCAGCAGCUUUCCAGAGGCUCUCCAGCAGCGAAUCCACUGCUGAGCCAUGAGCAACCCCAGCGCUCCCAACCAGAUCACCAGUGCCGUGGCAUCCGUUAUCCACAGUCCAGAGGUUCCUGCUGCCUCAUCAUUAAGGGGGACUACACGCCCAGAAGAUGAGGAUGAUGGGGACCUGAACAAAGCCCUGGGCGUCCAGCGCUUCCAGCAGAUCUUGAGCCCUGGUGCUGCUGUCCCUGAUGAGCAGCACCGCAACUACCAUGAAGAGGACAUUGAAUAUCACCGACAUUCAUCUCAUCACAUCCACCGGCCCCUGUCCAAGCUGCCCCCUGAGGGACGCAGGAAGAAAAGUAGCAAGAAAAGGAAAAAGGACAAAGAUCACAAAGGCAGCUCAGGUGCUAUCAGUGGCCCCAUAGAGGAGGGAGAGGAUGAGGAGGAUGAAGAGGAUGAGGGAGCGGAGACAGCUGCUACUCCCUCGGAGUCUGAUGGAGCCAAAGAUGUGCAGUUCUUUGUUUCGGAUGAGGACAAUGUGCCCAAAUCUGGCAAUGAGAGCCCCCACCCGGCCCGAGAGCUGGACAUCGUACCGCAGUCUGGUGAGGGUGCAGACGCCGAUGAAGCAACCUCCACAGAAAAGCCGGGCUCAUCUGACACUUCAAGUCCUGCUCUCCAGUCAGUGCCACCUGAACACACACCGCUGGCCCGGGUCGCCUCCGCAAGCCGCAGCUACGACCUGCAAGAGCGCCGGCGCACAGGCAACAUGACGGGUGCCGAACAGGCCAAGUACCAGCGUAUCCCUACAGACGAGAGUGAGGCUCAGACACUUGCCUCUGCUGACCUGGACGGCAUCAAGAGCCAUCGUUUUGAGGAUGUUCCUGGGGUACGCAGACACCUGGUCAGAAAGAGCACCAAGGGACAAGUGGUGCACAUCGGCAAGGACCACAAGGAGCCCAGCACUCGCCCCCGUAAACAGGACCGCACCCCUCAUGAGGUCUUCGUGGAGCUGAAUGAACUGACCAUGGACAAGAACCAGGAGAUGCAGUGGAAGGAAACGGCUCGUUGGAUCAAGUUUGAGGAGGAUGUGGAAGAGGAGACUGACCGCUGGGGGAAACCUCACGUGGCCUCGCUCUCCUUUCGCAGUUUGCUGGAGCUCCGCAAGACCAUCUCACACGGGGCUGUGCUGCUGGACCUGGACCAGAAGACCUUGCCUGGCAUUGCCCACCAAGUGGUGGAACAGAUGAUCAUCUCAGACCAGAUCAAGGCUGAAGACCGUGCCAACGUCCUGAGGGCCCUGCUGCUUAAACACAGGUGGCUUCACGCCUUGUCACUCCCUCUCUUCCUCCUGCUCACCCUGUCUGUACCUCUCGCUACCUCCCCUAGUCACCCGAGCGAUGAGAAGGAGCACACAAGCACUUUCCCCAGGAACAUCUCCGCAGCCAGCCUGGGCAGCCUGAUGGCCCACCACCACAGUGCCAACCACAUCCAUCAGCCCGAGCCAUCCGUCACUGAGCCUCUGAUGGGCUCCGUGAACGAAAAGGGCAGCACAGACACGCGCAUCGACAUGGAGAAGAAUGAAGUACAGGUGCAGCAAAAAGAGCCCGCCGUGACCCCUGGCAUGCAUCGUUCCAAGUCCAAACAUGAGCUGAAGCUGCUGGAAAAGAUUCCCGAGAACGCUGAGGCCACAGUUGUCCUUGUGGGCAGUGUGGACUUCCUGGAGCAGCCAACCAUGGCCUUUGUGCGGCUGCAGGAAGCGGUGGAGCUGGACUCUGUCCUGGAGGUGCCGGUGCCUGUCAGGUUCCUCUUUGUCCUGCUGGGACCCCCCAGCACCAGCAUGGACUAUCACCAGAUAGGACGCUCCAUCUCCACACUCAUGUCUGACAAGCAUUUCCAUGAGGCAGCCUACCUGGCAGAUGACAGACAGGACCUGCUCAACGCCAUCAACAGCUUCCUGGAUUGCAGCAUCGUGCUGCCCCCCUCUGAGAUGGGCGGGGACGAGCUGCUGCGCUCUGUCGCUCGCUUCCAGAGGGAGAUGCUCCGUAAGAGGGAGGAGCAGGGGGUCAAACUAAAGGCCAAGGAACCCAAGAGCCUGGAAGAUCAAGAGGCCCUCCUCACGCCUUUGAAAAAAUCAGAUGACCCCCUGGAGCGCACUGGGCGUCCUUUCGGCGGGCUGAUUCGAGAUGUUCGUCGCCGUUACCCAAAGUACAUCAGUGAUUUCAAGGAUGCCCUAAAUGCUCAGUGCAUGGCGGCCAUUAUCUUCAUCUACUUUGCUGCCCUCUCCCCGGCCAUAACAUUUGGAGGCCUGCUGGGUGAGAAGACGGAGGGUCUGAUUGGUGUUUCUGAGCUGAUUGUGUCGACGGCCGUGCAAGGCGUGAUCUUCUGCCUGCUGGGGGCUCAGCCACUACUUGUUGUGGGGUUUUCUGGACCCCUGCUUGUCUUCGAAGAAGCUUUUUACACUUUCUGCAAAGGGAAUCAAAUUGAGUACCUGACCGGCCGCGUCUGGAUCGGGUUCUGGCUCAUCAUCAUCGUAAUUGUCACCGUGGCCUUUGAAGGCAGCUUUUUGGUGCGCUUCGUCUCCCGCUUCACCCAGGAGAUCUUCUCUUUCCUCAUCUCCCUCAUCUUCAUCUGCGAAACCUUCAUGAAGCUUGGCAAGAUUUUCAAGGAGCACCCACUGAAACGUUGUUCCCUUGACAACAGCACACAAGGGGACGUCUCAGCAGAAAAUGUCACAGUAAUGGUAAACAACACUGUGCCUGUGACGGUGAAGGUCACUGGGGAGCCCAACACCGCACUGCUGUCUCUAGUGCUCAUGGCGGGAACUUUUUUCAUCGCUUUCUAUCUACGCAAGUUCAAGAACAGCGCGUUCUUCCCUGGAAGGUUCCGCAGGAUAAUCGGAGAUUUUGGGGUCCCUAUCGCCAUCCUCAUCAUGGUGCUGGUGGACUACACCAUAGAUGACACAUACACACAAAAACUGAGCGUUCCCAGCGGUUUCUCAGUGACGAGUCCCAGUAAGCGAGGCUGGAUCAUCAGUCCUCUUGGUUCUGAUGGCCUGUUCCCCAUCUGGAUGAUGUUUGCCUGCGUGCUGCCUGCUCUGCUGGUGUUCAUCCUCAUCUUCAUGGAGACACAGAUCACUACUCUGAUUGUGAGUAAGAAGGAGCGAAUGCUGGUGAAAGGCUCUGGCUUCCACCUGGACCUGCUGCUCAUCGUCGUGCUCGGGGGCAGCUCCGCGCUUUUUGGCCUGCCUUGGAUGGCCGCUGCAACCGUGCGCUCCGUAACCCACGUCAACGCCCUCACUGUCAUGAGUAAAGCCGUCGCCCCGGGAGACAAGCCUCGAAUCCAGGAGGUGAAGGAGCAGAGGGUCACGGGGCUGCUGGUGGCCAUCAUGGUUGGCAUGUCCAUUGUGAUCGGAGACUUGCUGCGUCAAAUCCCCCUGGCGGUGCUGUUUGGCAUCUUCCUCUACAUGGGUGUGAUGUCGCUCAAUGGCAUCCAGCUAACGGAGCGCAUGAUGCUGCUGCUCAUGCCGCCGAAAUACCACCCGGAUCACACCUACGUCCGCAAGGUGCGCACGCUGCGGAUGCACCUGUUCACCUGCAUCCAGGUGGUGUGCUUGGCAGUUCUGUGGGCCGUUAUGUCCACUCAAGCAUCGCUGGCCUUCCCCUUCGUCCUCAUCCUCACUGUCCCUGUCAAGAUGCUCCUGCUCCCGCGCAUCUUCACUCUCAGAGAGAUGCUCUGCCUGGAUGCCGACGACGCAGAGCCCAAGUUUGACGAGAGAGAGUGUCCGGACGAGUACUCGGAGAUGCACAUGCCUGUGUAAACCCACAACAAGCCCCCGUGCACCACGUUCUGCUCUUAGUGGACCUCGAAAUCAGUCAGUCACUCUACCAGCCAAGGAGACCAGCGACCCAGAGACAGACCCCCGCAGACUUGAAGCAAUUUGACACGAGUCACUGUGCGCCACCGACCCUUUUCAUCCACCGCGGAGACGUAAACGUACAUUUGCUCAGUCACGAGAGGUCGCUUGUCACCUCGAUCAAGCUCUUUCACUAUUUAAGUUCCACAACAGCAGAUUCACAGCCCAGCAUACUUUAAUAUCACAUCAAUAGGAGCAUCUUUUUUUUUUUAUAUAUAUUUUGCCAUAACACGCACAGGGUUUAUUAUCCUUUUAAGAGCCCUUUGUGGCACAAAGAAUGACCAUCAACUGAGGAGAUCAAACAGCCUUUGGCAUGUGUUCAUAAUGUACUUUUUUUAAAGCAUAUAUAUAUAUUUCAGGGGACGAGAGAUUCUAAAUCAACCGAUGUGAUCUUAUUCUCGAAAUUCAGUGCAGUUACAGUAGCUAGAUUAUUCAGACAAUGAUUUGUUUUUCAGCCCUGAAAGGUUGCUCUGAUUCACAUUGAAUAUGUGGAGGAUAUAUGGGAUACAUUCCUUAUUUUAACAUGCAGUUAUUGCUAUUCACGUUUGUUGCUUUUUCAUGUUUUUGCCCUUUUUAAGCUCACUAAGCGCCUUAUGAAGAAAAUAAAAGGUAUACCGAGAGGUUUUUUUUUUUUCAUUUUUGCCUUAUUUUAGAUAGCGGUUCACUUUAGCAGCCUCUUGAAGCUCCUAGCACUUUUUAAGACACCAAACGUGGAUAGCUCAAUGAAAUAUUGUAUUUUAUAUAAUCAUUUUAUAUUCGCUUCCUCUUCGUGUCCUCGUGGGCUCCGUAUGUACUCGCCCAUAAAAUUCGAUGUCGCUCUAGCUUAUUCUUAAAUAACUCUAUCUCCACUUUAUUUUUAAGCUCAUCCCUCUUGAGCGAUACCUUCUCUGUAUUCAACCUCAGCAGUUUAACGUAGACGCUAGUGAUAUUCAUUGGCUUUAUUUCAAUCAGACAAGACUAUCUGGUGUACUGUAUACUUGCAGUAAAUGAAUCUCACCAGUAGAGGGAGACCUUACAGCUCUGUUGUACCAAAAAAAGUACAUGCAAAUGCAACAAUAAGUACACAUUUCUCACUACAGUAAUAAAAUGGCAUCAUAUCUUUCAACGCCAACUCACCGGCACAUUUUUAUAUGUAGAAAGGUUAACAUAGUGGCAUAGUAAACAUAUACUUUCAUGUUAUUUAAUAUUGCAGGUCAGUUCAUGGUAUAUGUAAUAGCUUUUCUUUUUUUUUUUUUUUUUUUUUUGCUGAAGCUCCUUCCAUACCUGCAGAGUGUAACUUGUAGGGCACUAAUGUAAAGUUUUUGUUUUGUGUUAACUUGAUUUCUCACUUGUUGUUUAAAAAAAAAAAAAAAAAAUCUUGUUGGCUAAUAGGGAGAGCACUAAUUUAUUGGUUUUGUUUGUCCAAGUGCCAAAACGUCUCAUGUAUAGUUUUUGUGGUCAGAACAAUCAACCGCAGUUCAGUCAUCUCACUUCCCUAACCCUCGUUGUUUUGAGUUGCUAAAGGUGCGCAAGGGGUUUCAGCCUCGGUUUCACUUUUUAUAUCACAACAUUCCACAGUUUAUCAGCAAGUUAAUUAUACAUCUUUUUUUGUUUUGUUUUGUUUCUCAUCACCAUGAACUGAUUGUUUGGGGCGGUUGCAUUCAGCGUUUCAUCCGACCAAAUAUCCACACAAUCUGUGCAGACAAUCUCAAUACUCAUGCAAUUCUGCGAGGGAAGACUUUAUUUGUGAAUGGUUUGUGUCUGGUUUGGGAGAUCCGAAUGUAUCAGUGUAACGUAAAAUUGGUUAAAGCUUUGACUGUGUCAAGCAACUUGACUUUCGGUCCGCCGUUCUCACUCGUACUGUAAUCUGUUGGAGACACUACUUCUCACCUCACUCUAAUCUGCUCUGUCACAUCCCACUAUAGUCUCGUCUUUGCUGUGAUCUUACGCCUGAUGGGCCCACGGUCUGAUCAGCUGCAGGACACAGAAAAUAGUUUGCACUUUUGUAAUGCCCGUGAAUCCUUAAUUUCUUCUCCAUUAUAUUUCUCUUGAAAUAUGUGGCAUUAUUGCCAACUCAAGUGUGUCCGGCACUUGUCAUGAAACCUCUUUUGAAACGUACACACGACGAAAAUUAAUUUAUACGGCAGUUCUCAUGGCCAUGGACAGCAAGAGGGGAUACUAAUGAAAAGUUGGCAGUGGAGUGUGAUGCUAGUUUUUAUGUUUGCUUAUUGUGCCUGUGGAUGAAGUGAAGGUAUUCUUGUGUGUGUGAUCUGUUAAACUCAUUAAAUGCUGAUGUUGUUCCAUUUCGAAAGCAAUACACAGUCUGAGUGGUUAUAGCUGAUAUUCCCUUGUACAUAAAUGGUUCAAAUAUUGAUGACAAAAUAAAGGUAAUUUUCUAUUUAU